AUGUCCGGUUACUACAACAACGACCAGUACAACCAGGGCUACGGCCAGCAGGGUGGUUACUCUCAGCAGCAGGGCUACGGCCAGCAGGGCUAUGGCCAGCAAGGCUACCCUCAGCAGGGUGGCUCCAACGAUUACUACAACCAGCAGUCUCAGCAGCCCCAGCAGCACUACGGCGGCGAGCAGCAGCAGGGCUACGGUCAGCAGAGUGGUGCCAAUGACUACUACAACCAGCAGUCUCAGCAGCCCCAGCAGCACUACGGUGGCGAGCAGCAGCAGCAGUACGGCCAGGACGCCUCCCGACAGGGUUACUACAACGAGCAGCAGUCUGCUCCCGGUGAGGCCCAGGACGGCGAGCGUGGUCUAGCCGGUGCCCUCGCCGGUGGUGCCGCUGGUGGUUUCGCUGGCCACAAGGCCAACCACGGCUUCCUCGGAACGAUCGGUGGAGCCAUUAUUGGCAGCAUUGCCGAGGAUGCUAUCAAGAAGCACCGCAAGCACGAUGAGGGUCCCCAGGGUCCCGGUGGCCCCUACGGUGGUCCCCCCGGCCCUCCUUCCCACAACGGUAGUGGUAUGAUGGACCAGCUCGGUGGCUACUUCAAGCGCUAA
This is a messenger RNA of Penicillium longicatenatum, 603 nucleotides long. RefSeq names its product putative high expression lethality protein Hel10 (gene hel10). Lineage: Eukaryota; Fungi; Ascomycota; Eurotiomycetes; Eurotiales; Aspergillaceae. The record is from RefSeq and is a predicted model, not a curated record. The coding region runs from base 1 to 603 and encodes 200 amino acids. The transcript is spliced from 2 exons.